Eubalaena glacialis (North Atlantic right whale) is the source of this 2409-nucleotide messenger RNA. RefSeq names its product toll like receptor 6 (gene TLR6). Lineage: Eukaryota; Metazoa; Chordata; Mammalia; Artiodactyla; Balaenidae. Bases 16 to 2409 code for a protein of 797 amino acids. The transcript has a single exon. Gene Ontology annotation, cellular component: membrane; Toll-like receptor 2-Toll-like receptor 6 protein complex. The record is from RefSeq and is a predicted model, not a curated record. Gene Ontology annotation, molecular function: transmembrane signaling receptor activity; Toll-like receptor 2 binding; lipopeptide binding. Gene Ontology annotation, biological process: immune response; inflammatory response; toll-like receptor signaling pathway.
AGCCACUUCAACAUCAUGACCAAAGACAAAGAAUCUGCUGUCAGAAACCUUCAUUUUGUUUACAUCCUGACCUUAGUAUUUGGAACCAUAAUCCAGUUCUCUGAUGAAAGUGAAUUUGUGGUGGACAUGUCAAAAAUAGGCCUUAUUCGUGUUCCCAAAGACCUGUCACCAAAAACCGAAGUCUUAGAUAUGUCUCAAAACUACAUAUCUGAGCUUCACCUCUCUGACAUCGGCUUUCUCUCAGGGCUGAAAGUUUUGAGACUUUCCCAUAAUAGAAUCCAGUGCCUUGAUAUUAGUAUUUUCAAGUUCAACCAGGAUUUGGAAUAUUUGGAUUUAUCUCACAAUCGGUUGCAGAAGAUAUCCUGUCAUCCGAUCACUACAAGUCUCAAGCAUUUAGACCUCUCAUUCAAUGACUUUGAUGCCCUGCCCAUCUGUAAGGAAUUUGGCAGCUUGACUCAACUGAAUUUCUUAGGAUUAAGUGCUACAAAGUUACAGCAAUUAGAUCUACUACCAAUUGCUCACUUGCACCUAAGUUGCAUCCUUCUGGAUUUGGAAGGUUAUUUUGUGAAAGAAAAUGAGAAUGAAAGUCUUCAAAUUCUGAAUACAAAGGAACUUCACCUUGUUUUUCACCCAAAUAGCUUCUUCUCUGUCCAAGUUAACAUAUCAGUGAAUAGUUUAGGGUGGUUACAACUGACUAAUAUUAAAUUGAAUGAUGACAACUGUCAAGUUUUAAUUAAAUUUUUAUCAGAACUCACUAGAGGGCCAACCUUACUGAAUUUUACCCUAAACUAUAUGGAAACAACUUGGAAAUGUUUGGUUGGAGUUUUUCAAUUCCUUUGGCCCAAACCUGUAGAAUAUCUCAAUAUUUACAAUUUAACACUAGUUGAAAGCAUCAAUGAAGAAGUUUUUACUUAUCAUGAAACAACAUUGAAAGCACUGAAUAUAGAACAUGUUAUAAACAGAGUUUUUAUUUUUUCACAGACAGCAUUAUACACAGUGUUUUCUGAGAUGACUAUUACGAUGUUAACCAUAUCAGACACACCUUUUGUACACAUGCUUUGUCCUCAGAAACCAAGCACAUUUACGUUUUUGAACUUCACCCAGAAUAUUUUCACAGAUAGUGUUUUUCAAAAUUGCCACACUUUAGCUAGAUUGGAGACACUUAUUCUACAAAAGAAUGAAUUAAAAGACCUUUUCAAAGUAGGUCUCAUGACUAAGGAUAUGCUGUCUUUGGAAAUACUGGAUGUUAGCUGGAAUUCUUUGGAAUAUGAUAGACAUGAUGGAAAUUGCACUUGGGUUGGGAGUAUAGUGGUGUUAAAUUUAUCUUCAAAUAUACUUACUGACUCUGUUUUCAGAUGUUUACCUCCCAGGGUCAAGGUUCUUGAUCUCCACAAUAACAGAAUAAGGAGCAUCCCUAUAGAUGUCACCAGUCUAGAAACUUUGCAAGAACUCAAUGUUGCUUCCAAUUCUUUAGCCCACCUUCCUGGAUGUGGUACCUUUAGCAGCCUUUCCAUACUGAUCAUUGACUAUAAUUCAAUCUCCAACCCAUCAGCUGAUUUCUUCCAGAGCUGUCGGGAGAUUAGGUCCCUAAAAGCAGGGAACAAUCCAUUCCAAUGUACAUGUGAGUUAAGAGACUUUAUCCAAAGUGUAGGCCAAAUAUCAAGUGAAGUGGUAGAGGGUUGGCCUGAUUCUUAUAAGUGUGAUUAUCCAGAAAGCUAUAAGGGAACCCCAUUAAAGGACUUCCAUGUAUCUCAAUUAUCCUGCAACACAGCUCUGCUGAUUGUCACCAUUGGAGUCCCUGGGCUGGUGUUGGCUGUUACUGUGACUGUCCUCUGUAUCUACUUGGAUCUGCCCUGGUAUCUCAGGAUGGUGUGUCAGUGGACCCAGACCCGGCACAGGGCUAGGAAUGUACCCUUAGAAGAACUCCAAAGAGCUCUCCAGUUCCAUGCUUUUAUUUCAUACAGUGAACAUGAUUCUGCCUGGGUGAAGAAUGAACUUGUACCUUGUCUAGAAAAAGAAGAUAUAAGAAUUUGUCUCCAUGAGAGAAACUUUGUUCCUGGCAAGAGCAUCGUGGAAAAUAUCAUAAACUGCAUUGAGAAAAGUUACAAGUCCAUCUUUGUUUUGUCUCCCAACUUUGUCCAGAGUGAGUGGUGCCAUUAUGAACUCUACUUUGCCCACCACAAUCUUUUCCAUGAAGGAUCUAAUAACUUAAUCCUGAUCUUGCUGGAACCCAUUCCACAGAACAGCAUUCCUGGCAAGUAUCACAAGCUGAGGGCUCUCAUGGCACAGAGAACUUAUUUGGAAUGGCCCAAGGAGAAGAGCAAACAUGGACUUUUUUGGGCUAAUAUUAGAGCUGCUUUUAAUAUUAAAUUAACACUAGUCACUGAAAAUGAUGAUGUGAAAGCUUGA